This is a messenger RNA of Paramormyrops kingsleyae, 6025 nucleotides long. The record is from RefSeq and is a predicted model, not a curated record. Lineage: Eukaryota; Metazoa; Chordata; Actinopteri; Osteoglossiformes; Mormyridae.
CUUUGCUGGUGCCCCCACCCAAACCGUGCCUCCCUCGGACUAGAACCACCGCGCACUAUAAUUAAUAACGGGGUUUCACAAAUCCUAUAUUCCCUUAAGGUGUCGAAAAUUAAAAAUCUGCAAGUCGACCCUCCGUGGUGCUUUUCCACAACCCUGGGCGUCGCACUUAAUUAAAGGCCUCGCCGCCGGAGAGAAGAGGAAGGGCGUGUCGCGGAUACCCGCAAAUACGCGCGCACGGUGAGCGGCGGCUGCGGGAAAUCUGCCGGCGAAGGUGAAUCACACGAUUUAGGCCCUUUUGAGGAACAAUGGAGGAGUCUGACAUUGAGGAGGCGUCCCAGGCGCUAAUCGAGGCAGCCAAUGACCGAGACCCCAUGGUCCAGGAGCAGGUCAGGAAGUCCAUGCUGACACUUGGGAAGAGGAAACCUGACAGGGUCCUGCCCAUAUUCCAGAACUAUCUGCUCAAACACCCCAAGCUUCCGGUUGCACACCGAGUGGCCGUCCUGCAGACCAUCGAGCUCAUACUGUUGUCCAGGAUUGAUGAGAUCGGCUGCCUCAGAGUUAAAAGCAUCGUGUCUCUGGCCUCCGAUGAAAUGACCAGAUCGAAGGAAGUGGUUCCUGAUUGGCAGCAGGCGGCUAGCAAUAUUCUGGUUGCCGUCGGCAAUAAGCACAUGGGUGACAUCAUGGAGGAGAUGCUGAGCAAGUUCCAGCCGGGGGUGCUGCCGCACUUCUUCGUGGUGCAGACGCUGGCGAGACUCGCUCAUUCCAACGUCUACGGCAUGGUGCCCUUCCUCAGCGCCAUCCUCACCACCAUGCUGCCCAUGUUGGGCAUGGCCAAGCAAGAUAACAUGAAGUGGGUCUUCUCCUUCGCUCUGUCCCGGUUCAGUGAGAGCAUCGUGGAAUACUUGGCCAACCUGGAUAAGGCCCCAGACCCGACAGUGAGCAAGGCCACCUUCUCGGGCGAGAUCUACGCUGCCUACGACAUCCUCUUCUGCAAUUGGCUACAGAGCCGGGAGUCCAAGGUGCGACUGACUGUGACCGAAGCUCUGGGAGCCAUGACUCUACUGAUGGCUCGGGAUAAGCUGGAGGAACAGCUUCCCAAGCUGAUUCCCGCCCUCUUGAACCUGUAUAAGAAAACGCCUGAUCACUAUAUAAUCAGCAAGAGCCUGUGCCAGGUCCUGGACGCGGCUGCCAGCACGGACGGCCGGUUGCUGAGGGCCCUGGCUGACAGCCUGCUCCUCACCCUGCACCAGCAGGUGUCUUUGCCAGUAGACUACAACAGCCCUGGAACGGUGAAAAACCACAACGAGAUACUGAGGUGCUUCAGUAUUUUGGCACACACCUUCCCCGACCGCCUGGUUAUCUUCGUGCUGCAGAGGCUUGAGAAUGGCGGCGAGCGUAACCGCGUGGGCUCCCUGGCCGUGCUGAGACACCUCGUCAACACCUCCUCUUCCAUUAUGGACACAAAAAAGGGGCUUAUUGUCACCAGCCUGCGGCUGCCGCUACUCGACACCAGCAACAAGGUCAAGAAGAAAGUUGUCCAGGUGAUCAGCGCCAUAGCCCACCAUGGAUACCUGGAGUUGGAAGGCGGAGACAUGCUACUGAGGUUUAUGAUGCUGCACUGUGCCCUUCCAGACGCCUGUCAUCAGGGGCGGAGCCUGUCAGACCAAGAGGAGGUGACCAAUGAGGCCCUCCGGAACAUAUGCGAGAAAACGCUGCACCUUCUCGCGACUACAGUGGGCCGCAUGGAGGACGUGCUGUGGCCUGCGUUGCUUCGCUACCUGACCCCGGUGCAGUACGCUGACGCCACCGUGCCCCUUUGCAGUAGCCUGGUCCUGCUGGGUAACAGGAAGCGGGUCACGGGGGACCCAGGCUACAUCGUCGACUUCACCAAGCAAGACAGUCUUCCCUCACCGUACAGCAUCAUGGUCAGGCUCUGGGUCAACGCAUCAUACCCAUUCCGGAGCCGUGGCCGGGGGGCACCUUCACUCAGACUGCUGGCAAUCUUGGCCCCCAACACCUCUACCAAGUUCUCCAUAUACAUAUACAGCCCAUCUCUUCAGCACCCAAAGGGUAGUAGAGUUUGUGAGACCCCCCCGGGGACCACUCUGACCCCGGUGUGUCUCUGUGUUGGUCUUCCAGAAUCCACAGUGGACACACUAAACAGGAGGACAUGGGAGCAGAGCCUUCUCAAGCUACUGUCCAAAACGCUGGUGGCAGUCAUGGACGCCGGGUGGUGCUGUCGGCUGGUCUCUGAGAUGUCCCUAUAUUUGCCCACCUACAACGGCUCCCUGGACGAGAAGAGCUUCCUGUACAAGUGCAUGGGAGUGACCCUGCAGAGAUGCUGUGACUCGGGGGUGGUGAAGGAGCAGCUGCGCAUCAUCCUGGCCACCGCGUGCCACAGCGAAGCCAUCGAGAGAGAGGGAGUUGCGAAGGGAAUCGGGCUCUGUGCCAGCAACCACCUCGAUGAUACUCUGGCCAAGCUGGAUGAUUUCGCGAGAUCCGAUGCCUUCAGGAAAGCCUCGGGAAUACUUGGCCUGCUUAAAGAUAAGAAUGAUGGAGACGUUGAGAAGAUGAAGAGUACGUUGAUUCUGUCCUAUGGCUACAUCGCUCUCCACGCUCCCGAGGACAAGGUUCUGGGCCGAAUCGACUCUCAGAUCCUGCGAAAUAUCAGCAAACACUUCAGCACCAAGGUACUAGGGAUGAAAGUAGAGACCAAGGACCUGACCCUGAAGAUCAGCCUGCUCCAGAGUGUAGGCCUCAUCGCUCAGGCCAUCGGUGCCUGCGUCCGAAGGCAGAACUACCUAUUCGCCCGCAAGCAGGAGCUCGUGGGAGGCCUCAUGGACAUCAUCAAAGCAGAACCCGCCGACGUCCUGGUGACUUCCGUCCGUCAUCUGGCCAUGACGGCGUGUGCCAGCCUUGUCAACUUAGACCCAGCGCUGACUGAGACUGAGACCUGCGGUGUGCUGCAGACCUGUUUGAACAGUGUGCUGGGGCUGCCCCCCCUCGAGGUUGUGGACCGGGGAGAGGAGGACGAGUCCCUGGACUUGCAACAAAGGCAGGGCCUGUAUGCGGAAACCUUCAGUGCUCUUGAGGACUUGCUGGGGAGAUUACUCUCCCGAAAUCUGACCCCGGAUGGGCUGCAGAGCAUCUUUAAGCACCUGGAGGUCUGGAUGGGGUCCGAGCUGGAUCACGGGCGGGAGAGGGCCGUGCGGACGGCCACGCUGGUGCUGGACUCCUACCUGCAUAACCUGGCUGUGAGGCAGAAGACGACGACCUUCCACAACAUCGGCGCCCUUCUGGGACGGCUGGUGCCCCGCUGCACAGACCGCUGCUCCGCGGUGAGCUGGGCCGCCGGAGAGGGCCUGCGCAUCCUGUUGCGCAUCCAGCUGCGAUACGAGGGGUUUCCCCCGGAACACAGAGACGCAGCGGUCGACAACCUGCCCACCCUGUAUGAGGGGCUCCGGAACCCUGACCCUGCAGCUCUGUGCCAGACCUGCUCCCAUCUGGCCGAGGCCUUCAGCAGGCGCCUUACUCCUCAGCAGGUCGGACCUCUGAUCCUGGUCCUGACAGAGGGCUUGAGAGACCCUCAGCCAAGCUGCUGUCUUGUGUCCGGUGUGUUCCUGAACACGCUCCUCAUGCACAGGGGAGGCCGUCUGCAAGACCUGGUUCCCGAGAUCAUGGGGGCACUGCACCUGGGCUUGCAGGCCAUCUCCGAGGACCAGGUGAAGACGGCAGUGGCUCACUCCAUCCUAACCCUGGCUUCCCAGCAUCUGCAGGUCGUCAUCGACACCCUUAUCUCCUACCCCUUGCCCUAUGACAGCAGCACCUGUGACAUGUGGAUGGCGCUGGGUGGUCACUCCGCCCUGGCCGGUCACAUUGUGGAGACCUUCACUGAGAGGCUAGUCGCCAUGGUGCCCUACACGGAAAAGAGGGACCCAGCUUUGAGGAUGGGGGCCACCAAAGUUGCCACCGUUCAGCCGCUGGCAGUGACCUGCGCCUUGCGUGAGAUAAUGAUGAACGGUCAGAUCGAGGCUGCCGUCACAGAGCAGUUCCCGCGGCUCUUCGUCGCCCUUCUGGUGCGCAUGGGCUCCAGCGUGGGAGUGCAGCUCCCCAAGGACAUCUGUACUGGGGCCACCAGGCCAGAGAAGAGACCAUCUGGAAAGGUGCUGGGUGCCUUCGACGUGUGCGGGAUGGCGCUAGAGGCAAUGCAAAUCCUGCUGGUGCGUGCCCAGCUGGAUGAGGUGCUCAAGACCCUGGACCUGCAGGAAGGGUGGGCCAAGAUGAAGGAGCCGCAGCAGUUCAUCGACGGGAUCGCCCUGCUGGCCAACGCCAUGGCAACGCACGCAGGCCCCCGUCUCCCAGCCAUCAUCCAGCACCUGUAUCCCACCCUCACCAGCAUCUAUGAGUGUCAGAGGACCACGGCGACAGCCUUCCUCUCAGAGCUGCUAAACCACCGGGUGGCGACGGAGAUGAUGAUGACGGACUCGCUGAUGAAGAGCAUGAUUGCGCGCCUGGCUGACCCCUGCGGUGCCGUGCGCAUGCUGGCCAUCAGAGGCCUGGGUAACAUCGCCACUGGAUCCCCAGAAAAGGUCAUCAAGUAUGCCAUGGAGCUGCUGGCUGCCUUGAGCUCCGGGAUGGAGGAGAGCGACGACCCUUCCAAGCGCAUCGCUCUGGAAGCCAUGUCGGGCCUCUCCAAAGUGCUGCUCCACCUGAACAAGAACGCUGUGCGGAUGCUUUUAGUCUACAUCUUGAUGAAGAUCAAGCCCUUCCUGGAAAGUGAAUACGAUACUGUCCGUUGUGCUGCUGUACUGCUUUUGGGAAAUCUGUCAAAGUUUGGGUCAGGAGAGCCAGUCUUCAGAGACCAGAUCCACAAUGUGCUUAUGAGUUUACUCCUACACCUCAGUGACCCGAGCCCAGACGUAGUCAAGGCCUGUAAGUUGACUCUGCAAGAAUGUGUGCCACUACUGGGCUCCAAGCUGAUCGCCACCAUGUUCCAGAACCAUCUGUAUGAAGACCGCAACUUGCACUACGGCGAGUUCAUCAACGACCUCAUGAAAUACAUAAUUCAGGAUUUCCCUGGCAUGCUGAACUUCUACCAUACCACCAUCCUUCAGUUCUUCAAGAGCACCUGGACGCAGGUUCGAGCCAGUGCUGCCAUGUUCACCGGAUUCCUCCUGGGAAAUCUUCCAAGGGAGUUCUACCCUCACAUGAACAUUGGGAAUAUAAUCAAUGGUCUCAUCCAGCUGCUCGGGGAUCCCGACCCCACGGUCCGGGCAAAGGCAGCCGAGGCCAUGGGUCACUUUCGUCACUUUCACCCAGCGUCUGGCUCCGGAUCGCUGAAGGAGCUGGACGUGUCGGCCUGAAAGCGAGCGUACCUGUGCUGCUAUCGCGGUGCCUCUGCGGAUUUAGGCCAAGACCAGCAGGGGUCCAACUCUCCCAGGUUCCCCUCAAACUGUGUCCUCAUUUCAUCUCUAAGGAUCUGUGUUGGAAUCCGUAACGUUUUUUUUUUCCGUGCCGCUGGUUUCCUGGUAACCCCACUACUUUUAUAGCUGCGUGGUUGAAUGUAUGUUCAGAUGCUAAUAAUCUCGCCCUCGAUUCUGUCCUCACUACUGCCUCGAGUUUCUGCUGUAAUAAACUGAGAACGAGUUUGGCCAACUGGACGACUUGAUACUGGGUAAUAUCUGAGAGACAGGAUGGGGUAAACAUGCAGAGUUAGCCUCUGUCACAUGUCCAGACUGAGUGGGGGGAUGCAGCCAUGCGUCUAUGGACUGCUGUGCUGGAGGCUUGUCGCAGGGCAAGGUGGAGCACUCCUGGCAUGUGUGCCAAGGGUGCGAAUGCUCACCCCGCUAACCUCUCCAGGCUGCUUAUCAGGUUUAAUUAUUAAUCUCCAUGAUUUAUCUGUGCUAUAGAUGUGAUUAUUUUGUGAGGAGUCAGCCUGACCCCAACUUUGAUCGUAUUAUCUGCGAAGAUGGGACUUAUGACUGUACCACCGAGAUCUUCGCUAUAAAUUCUGAAUUUCGUAACA